AUGGAUGGUGCUCCAGGUCAACAAGGACCAGAAGGACCAGCUGGACCAACCGGAAAGGCAGGCAAACCUGGUCCAAUGGGACCACCAGGCAAAGAAGGCACGCUCGGACAGAAGGGACCAACUGGUGAAAAAGGUAUCCGAGGCAAGCAAGGUCCACCUGGCCCACCAGGUCUUCCUGGCAUGGACGGACCAGCCGGAAAGGACGGUCCCACAGGACCCCAAGGUCCUAAGGGCAAGAUUGGUGAAGCAGGCCGACCAGGCCGUGACGGUCCAGCAGGUCCGGCUGGCGACCCAGGCAACGAUGCUCAAUAUUGCCCGUGCCCGCCUCGAACACAGGCCAAGAAGAGGUUCCAUCACUGA
Molecule: messenger RNA, 360 nt
Organism: Soboliphyme baturini
Lineage: Eukaryota; Metazoa; Nematoda; Enoplea; Dioctophymatida; Soboliphymatidae
Source: the annotation of a GenBank genome assembly